GGCUCACCUGGCCGGCCCGGGAGUUGGAUUUCAGGGUGUGGCCUCAGGUGGGAAACGGCGGCCAGGAGCUCCAUGGCCCCAGGGGUGACCCUGUGGUCCCAAUGCUUUCAAACCGCACAAGCCCGGAUCCCGACCCGGCGCCUUCCAGCCCUGACCCGGCCGCGAUCCCCGCGGGCAAAGGCCAGACCUGGGCUUGUUCUCUGGGCGCCGGCUGCGUGUAAUUCGUGCAUUUUUAUCUUGCCGCGCAACAGCACGCCGUGGAACGCAGGAUCCACUUCUCCCGCAGCCCAAGCUGGAGGCCUGAAGCCCGGAACCGCGGCCCGCCUGCCCGAACUGGACAGUCACGGACGGACACUGGCCCGGGGUGGCUUCCCCGUGCAGGCAGGAGUGCAGGACUUAAAGGGGUUUCCAGUUCGCACCUGGCUUGGUCCUGAAGGCUCUGUGGUCUCAAGAUUCCAGGGGAGAGAAAGCUUUUCAGCACCCAGAAUCGAGAGGGCUGUAUGCUGUCUGAAUGCUGAGGGGACUGUGGCUUGGAAAUCCAGGACAUCUGGAACCCAAAUGGCUGCUUUCAGGCCUCCUUCCUGUGGAUGCCUCGGCCCUCCUGACAACAGAAGUAAUGGUGCCUGCCCAUUACUGAACAUAUCCUGCGGGCCAGGCCCUGGGCUGAGCUGUUGACACAUACUUUCUCACUCCAUCUUUAUAAUCACCUUGGGAUGGAUACACUACAGUGUUAUGUGAUGAGGAAAGUGAGGCACACAGUGGUUAAGGUCUCAUACUUCCUGCUACACCAAAUAUUUGGGUUCUGUAUUCCCCCAGUCUUAUCUGGUCCCCAAUGUGAAGAGGGUAUUAGGAGGUAGGGUCUCAGAGGUGAUUAGCACAUGAAGACAGACCUCCUUGUAACAACCCUGGCAAGAGAGAAGGUAUUCGAAAGAGAGAUACUUGUGCCCUCCCUUGAGCUAUCAGACUGCCAGACCAUGGACCCCAAAGAAUUAAAAGUUCUCCAGGAGUCCCAUGGUGGGGAAGCCUGCCCGAGGAGGAAGAACUCUUACACUUCUGAAGACUUACGGACCACCUUGCAGGAUAGACAGAGUGGAGACAAUGAUGGCUCCAUGGUGGGUGAGAACACAACGUCCAGGGCUGCUUAAUUAUGCGUAACCUUUGUCCUCUAUUGAAACCUAAACCUCGAUCAGCCCCCCUGAAGGUGGGCUUGGAGUUCAUUGGGUCCCAUUUUUUUUUUCCCCAAGAUAGGGUCUCACUC
Jaculus jaculus (lesser Egyptian jerboa) is the source of this 1258-nucleotide messenger RNA. RefSeq lists its product as uncharacterized. The transcript has 3 exons. The record is from RefSeq and is a predicted model, not a curated record. Lineage: Eukaryota; Metazoa; Chordata; Mammalia; Rodentia; Dipodidae. Bases 73 to 675 code for a protein of 200 amino acids.